UUUGAGGGUGUGUUUCUUACUACGGAAGCCGCGAGGAGCCGUUAUUCCUUUUCGCUUCACGUGUAUGAGGAUCCUUAUUUUAAUUCCGCCUGCUGGAGAUCCACCGCAUUGCGUGGCGUUUACCCAUUCGUUUUUGUCCUCUGGACAAGAGGAUGGCUCUUUAAGCGUCGCCCUUGGACAAGAUUUGGGUACCAGAUAGACACAGUUUCAGCCUGUCUGAGCCUCUCGUGUUAGUGGUACGGUGAUCCCUCGCAAGUCUCCAGAGUUCCACACGCUGCGUAACCGUCCUUCCUUCCUUCCCCCGGCAGCUGCAGUUGUCACCCUCUGGGAAGCCUUCUCUGACCUUCCACUGGGUCAGGGGCCUCCUCUGAGAAGCAGGGCUGUCAUCUUCACUCCAGCAAGACUGAGACCUCCAGUGGGGUCUGUGUCUCACGCAUCCUCCUAACCGUGCACAGGGUCCAAAGGGGACCCCUUUAUUCACUGGCUACAAUUUACAGAAUCUAUGCUAUGCGUUGGGUUCUGUGCUAGGAGCUGAGGAUGUAGCAGUGAACAAGACGAAGAUGUGUACCCUGCCCUCCUAGAGUCCACAGUCUGAUUGCGAGGAUUGAAGGCUGACAAAAACGCUGACCACAGCGGGGGAUCCAAACCCUUGACCAUGGUGUUACCAGCACUAUGCUCUAACCAAAUGUCCGGCAAGUUGGCCAUUGGCAGCGACAUCGGGCAGGCCCGCCGGGCAGUAGAGCAGCUGCGGAUGGAGGUGGGCAUCGACCGUGUGAAGGUGAGAGUCACAGAGGACAUGGGAGGCGGGGUGAGGUGGGCACACCUGGGCGAGGGGCAGGUGGACAGCCUCAGUCUGGCUGACCGAAUAUGUCUGCAGGUGUCCAAGGCGGCCGCCGACCUGCUGCAGUUCUGCACCGAGCAGGCCAAGAGUGACCCCUUUCUCAUGGGCAUCCCAGCCGCCACCAACCCCUUCAAGGAGAAGAAGUCCUGUGCCAUUCUGUGACCCCACGACAAUGCCACCUAGUGAGCCCAGCAACCCAGAGGGCC
Molecule: messenger RNA, 1047 nt
Organism: Cynocephalus volans (Philippine flying lemur)
Lineage: Eukaryota; Metazoa; Chordata; Mammalia; Dermoptera; Cynocephalidae
Gene: GNG14
Product: G protein subunit gamma 14
Exons: 3
Coding region: 656-1003 (115 amino acids)
Biological process (GO): G protein-coupled receptor signaling pathway
Cellular component (GO): heterotrimeric G-protein complex
Molecular function (GO): G-protein beta-subunit binding
Source: RefSeq, a predicted model, not a curated record